GUAUUGUGGUGAUUUAGUGGUAUGACCUGUUUUGAACUCCCCGCUUCUGCUUUAGGCUAAGCUUCUCACAGCAACAUUAGGAAGCGUCUGUCUUUCUCUCGCCAUUUUUCACUCUUCAGUUCGUCAGUCAUUCAGUUGUUGUAUUGACAAACAAGAAAACUUUGAAGAACACAACUUGGAGCUUCUAUAAGAAGCCCACAGAAGUUUGAAAACAACACACCAACAACCACAGAUCAACUGAGGGACUCGACUAGACAGCCUCACACAUGAGAUGGCCACCUGGUGGUUGACAUCUAGAAUUGCUGCUAUGGUCAGCAUCCUGAUAUCCCUGCCAUCCCACGUUGCCAUGGACACCAGCUGUAAUGCAUUCCGUGGGUAUCCUGGCGUGCCAGGGGUACCAGGACGACACGGAGCCGAUGGGAAGGAUGGACCCAAAGGAGAGAGGGGAGAUCCAGGUGAGUCUGGUUGGGGAGGUAUGGGUCUGAAGGGAGAGCAAGGGGAGGUUGGUCCCCCAGGACGUUCAGGGCUUCAGGGGGACCCUGGCCGGCCUGGACCCCAAGGGCCCCCUGGCAAACCUGGGUUGAAAGGCAGUCCAUCCUCAGUAGUCGGCAGUACUGUCACCUCCUAUUUCUCCUACAAGAGGAACACUGUUCAGCCACCUUCCAAGAAUGCGGCCAUGCGUUUUGAUGGACCAAUCUUGUCGGGUCUUAACCAGAGCCUGGAGGGUAAUUCACUGAGGGACGGGGUGUUCACGUGUUCGAUUCCCGGGAUGUACUUUUUCACGUACCAUGUGUCGGCUAAGAACAUGAUCUGUCUUAACAUCAAGAAAGGAGAAGAAACCAUGUUGGGCUUCUGUGAUUCGUCACCUGGCUUCCUGGUGACAUCUGGCUCCAUAGUGAUGGAGCUAUUGGAGGGAGACCAGGUGGCUUUAUACCUCACCGACUACAACAACAUCAUCACUAAAGAAGAACGAGCAGACAACACCUUCACUGGACUUCUGCUCUUCCCCACCUCAUAGAACCACACAGAACUGCAGAGAAAUACAGAGAACCACACAGGACCAAAUACACUAGAGAUAACUACAUAUAAGCACCUCAAACCAGAUUCAACCUGAUAAAAAAAACUAUUCUCUAAAGAAUAUAAUUUAAACAGUUUAUAAUCAGCCUAUAUGGCUGAACAAAAGAACAUCUCUGGAGGACAUGUGAGAAUACAUGGUGCUGUAUUAAAUGAUCAAAAUUCCCUCUUCAUACUAGAUAAUGUAAUCCCAAACAGAAGCAACUGUUUUUAAUAAUGAAACUAUUGUCUAUUAAAUCAUUUUGAAGUAAUCCAGGCUGAUUAGUGAAUUUUUGUAAUUUGACGCAUCCCUCUUCCAUUUAUUUGUUUACGGUCCAACAUGACAUCCUGUUUGACCUGAAUGGGGAUGCAACACUGUUCAGAAAGCUACUGCGGCCCGCAUACAGAAAGUCUGUGUUCAUCCACAUUAGCAGAGCUGCUUGUUGUCAUCUGUCUAACAUUAACAUGCAGGUAUAAGAAUCAGAAACCAGCACUGAUACAAAACACAGUUUAAUAAAGCAGAAGAAAACAAUACA
This is a messenger RNA of Esox lucius (northern pike), 1589 nucleotides long. Its product is annotated as complement C1q subcomponent subunit C. Bases 272 to 1018 code for a protein of 248 amino acids. Gene Ontology annotation, molecular function: protein binding. The record is from RefSeq and is a predicted model, not a curated record. The transcript has 5 exons. Lineage: Eukaryota; Metazoa; Chordata; Actinopteri; Esociformes; Esocidae.